Molecule: messenger RNA, 1006 nt
Organism: Hibiscus syriacus
Lineage: Eukaryota; Viridiplantae; Streptophyta; Magnoliopsida; Malvales; Malvaceae
Product: transcription factor MYB83-like
Exons: 2
Coding region: 39-938 (299 amino acids)
Source: RefSeq, a predicted model, not a curated record
CAACAUUGUUAUUCUCGUCGGAUUAGGACACUGAAACCAUGAUAAGGAAGCCUGAUCCAUCCGUCAAGGUUAGCAAUGGUGGUGCUAAUAAACUUAGGAAAGGAUUGUGGUCGCCGGAGGAAGACGACAAGCUCAUCAACUAUAUGUUAACCAAUGGGCAGGGAUGUUGGAGUGAAGUGGCUAGGAGUGCUGGCCUGCAAAGGUGUGGCAAGAGCUGUCGCCUUCGUUGGAUCAAUUAUUUGAGACCUGAUCUCAAACGAGGAGCCUUUUCUCCUCAAGAAGAAGAGCAUAUCGUCCAUUUGCAUUCCAUUCUUGGCAACAGGUGGUCCCAAAUAGCGGCUCGUCUACCCGGUCGUACCGACAAUGAAAUAAAGAACUUUUGGAAUUCAACAAUAAAGAAAAGACUAAAGAAUUUGUCAUCCACUCCCUCGCCAAAGGCUAAUAACGAUGCCAUAUUGUCAAUGCAAGAACAAGGAAUGUUGCCUAUGUGCAUGGAUUUACCAUCCACUUCGUCCAACUCUUCCUUUCAAUCCAUGGUCCUCAACCACACCACGGCCGGCAACUCUUUACCGAUGCUCAAUCAUGGACUCGACGUGUUUGGGGAAACCGGAUACAUCGACCCCGCCGUACAUGUGACACAGCUCGGGGUAAAUCGAGACGGCUUCUGCGGCGAAAAUGAGAUGUCGGGCAGUGUUGACUAUGUCCCUCCUUUAGAAAGCAUUGGAGAAAAGAACCCUAAAACUGAAAAUACAGUUGAUGCUUGGAACAUCAACAACCCUUUCAAUAUCAUAAACAAUAGUAAUAGUAAAAACAACAUUAGCAAAUCAGAAGCUGUUGGGAAUUUUCGGAUAGGAGAAGAGCUCAAGGUUGGAGAAUGGGACUUUGAGGACUUGAUGAAAGAUGUUUCUUCCUUCCCUUUUCUUGAUUUCCAAAGCUGAUAUAUAUAUAUAUCCUACUCAUACAAUCCACAAAAAUAAACACAAAAACAGCAUGUUUUGGGAGUUUA